Acaulospora morrowiae is the source of this 1366-nucleotide messenger RNA. Lineage: Eukaryota; Fungi; Glomeromycota; Glomeromycetes; Diversisporales; Acaulosporaceae. The record is from the annotation of a GenBank genome assembly.
AUGCAGGAAAGAGAAAGCGCACAAGUGCUUUUUGAUAAAUACAAAAAGGCAAGUAAAAUUCUUAGAAGGCUAUUACCUGAUCCAACACUGGACCCAUUGGGACACAGAAUUUUCAUGCGUAAGGAUCCUAAACCUGAUCGAACAAAAGCAAUGGAAUGGGAAAAGAAGCGCACGCGGAAACAAGUUCACAUCCAAAACGCGGGGACUGUAAUAAAUGAAAUAAAUGGUGGAACAUUUGAAAAUAUAAACGGUGAGAUAAAACCUAUGUCAAAAGAAAAGGAUCAUAAUGAGUCCGAUGAUGAUUUCAUGUCUGUCCGUAUAUCAAAGCGGAAACAGUUAUAUCUUAUGAGAAAGGUUAGAAUAUUGAUAAGACCUUAUGUUGCCUAUAAUAAUUCAAGCGAAGUUAAUAAUUCUGGUUAUGAUAGGUCACAUACUCCGCCUCAUCAAAUACAGUCUGCACCAAGGAAUCAAGACUUGAUCACACCACACAAACCAACUCUUUAUGAACAUACUGUAAAAUAUUUGGCAAAACAUUUUUCAAUGAGUAUUAAUCAAGAUUGUGUUAUUAUGAAAGCAAAUCAAGUUGUAACAAUUCCAUCGGAAAUUCGCCAUUGGCUUAUUGACUCAUUUUCAGUAAUUCGAAACGAAAAGGAUAAAUUCAAAUAUUCUAUUAUAACUUCUUUCAAUCCCGAUCAUCCAUUUAGAAAAUAUUGCGAAAUUAUUCUAUAUGAUUUCGAAGCUACUCUAAAUCGAGAUAUUGGAGAGAGAAAGUACAUUGUAGACAGAAUAGCUCUUCUGUUUAAGGCCAUUGAAUCAAUAUAUCGAGAAUAUGUUUUCGAUUGGAUCGAAGUUCAAGCGAAUUUUUAUGGAAUUGGUUUCAAAACCGGAAGCAACAAAGAAUUAGUAUUUAUUGAGAUUUCUGGUGGACCAGAAAAUCCUGUAGAAAAACAUGUUAAAGAAGACACGGAAAAGUUGAUUAAGGAGGCAAUGUUUGGCUUAAUUUCCCUUCUUCGUGAUUACUUAGAUAAAAACGCCAAAUAUGCAAGGAACAUAUGCACUUACAUGGUGCAAGGCAUCGGUGACAGGAUUACACUUAGCAAACUUCAGCUCGAUCAAAAACACUUUUACAAAUUCUUGCAGAUUAAGUCGGCAAAACUUCCAUUUUCAUUUGAUGAAGUCGAAAAAUACUUGAAGUUUUUGAACUAUUUAUUAUACGCAUUAAUUGUGAAGCGAAUUGAAAAAUACACAAAGGAGUUGAAAAAACUAACGUGCUCAAAUUCAGUUGUAGAUCAGCCAACAGUGAGAAGUUGGUUAUGGGUACCGAACAAUAUUGCAACAUGGGAAGGUGUUGGAAUAACAUAUGAAG